This is a messenger RNA of Ilyonectria robusta, 699 nucleotides long. RefSeq lists its product as uncharacterized. The record is from RefSeq and is a predicted model, not a curated record. NCBI's taxonomy places the organism in Eukaryota, Fungi, Ascomycota, Sordariomycetes, Hypocreales, Nectriaceae. The transcript is spliced from 3 exons. The coding region runs from base 1 to 699 and encodes 232 amino acids.
AUGGCCGUCUUCAAGAUCAACGCCCUCGCCAGUGUUGUAGCACUCCUGGGCGUCUUUGCCUCGACAACUAUUGCCGAAGCUGCGUACUCGGAUUGCUCCUCCACUCUGCCCCCCGUCACCCAGGAGUCCGGACUCACGACCUCUGAAGGCACUGUCCUUUUCACCUGGAGUGUCUGCAACAUCGUCCACCAGACCGCGUGCUCCGUCUCUACUUCUGUCAGUGGCGGCGCUCCUCCCGCCCCGACCGACGUUGCUGCCACCGUCCCAGGCGAAGGUCAGAUCUCGUCGUACGCCGAAGCCGAACACGGGACUUCCGUCCAUGGGGAGAACGAGCCCAGCCAGUCCGUCCCCUACGAGAGCGUUCCCGCCGGCGGCUCCCAGCCCGGUUACUCUGUCCCUCCUCCUAGAGCCACUGGCCCUGGCGAGAGUGGCCAGCCAAGCGUGCCCGGUGAGACACCCACUGCCGCCACUUACGCGUCUGGAAACCCGUCCAGCGCCUAUCCGGAGCCCUCCGAUGGCUAUUCGGACAAUGCCUCGCACUCUCGCACCGGAACCAACCCGACUGCUACUGAUGGCGAGACGCCCUCCGGUGCUUCGGGCACUCCCACUUCGACUGCCACUGGAGCCGCCACUAUGGCCAACCCUCUCUCUGCCGCCAUCCUUGGUGUUGCCGGCAUGGUCGUUGCCAUUUUCUUCUAA